This is a messenger RNA of Aspergillus saccharolyticus JOP 1030-1, 1994 nucleotides long. RefSeq names its product amino acid permease. Gene Ontology annotation, cellular component: membrane. Gene Ontology annotation, molecular function: amino acid transmembrane transporter activity. Bases 119 to 1804 code for a protein of 561 amino acids. The record is from RefSeq and is a predicted model, not a curated record. Gene Ontology annotation, biological process: amino acid transmembrane transport. Lineage: Eukaryota; Fungi; Ascomycota; Eurotiomycetes; Eurotiales; Aspergillaceae. The transcript has 2 exons.
CACCGCACGCUUCCCUAUAACCAAGCUUCCCGACUGAACUCGCUGCCACGCGACCUUCCCCACGACGGUAGCACUCCUGCUCUCGGGCUCUGUUCGUCGAUUUCCUCGCUCCGCCAACAUGGGCGAACAGGACAACAUCGCGCCCGCGAAGCUGGGCGUCGAGAGCAUUGUCGAUGACCCCAACUCCUCCGACAGCAACAGCGGGCUGCGGUCGCGGCGUCCUUUUGGAUCGGCCCAGGAAAAUGGAAAGGAUAUUGAGAGUGAUCAUGAGGACGAGGGAAAAUUGAAGCGCAACUUGAAGAACCGCCAUCUGCAGAUGAUUGCCAUCGGAGGAACUAUCGGAACUGGUUUGUUCAUCGGUAGUGGAACAGCACUGGCAGAGGCGGGUCCAGCGGGCUCACUGAUCGCAUACGCCUUCGUCGGUUCCAUCGUGUACUCCGUCAUGUGCUCCUUGGGAGAGAUGGCGACCUAUAUCCCCGUUCCCGGUGCCUUUACAUCCUACGCCGCGCGCCUCGUCGAUCCGAGUUUGGGUUUUGCCAUGGGCUGGAUUUACUGGUUCAACUGGGCAUCAACCUACGCCGUCGAACUCACUGCCUCUGGCAUGAUCAUCAAAUACUGGGACGAGAACCUAUCCGUCGCUAUCUUCAUUGGAGUUUUCUGGGUUGUGAUCUCGGCCGUCAACUUCCUUCCCGUUGGAUUUUACGGCGAAUUGGAAUUCUGGUUCUCCUUGACCAAGGUAUUGACGGUGUUAGGAUUCAUGAUUUUUGCUAUCUGCAUUGAUGCCGGAGUCGGAAGACAGGGUUACCUGGGGUUCAAGUAUUGGCACGAGCCAGGUGCAUUCGCACCCUACCUGAUCACCUCGGAUCUGGCCGUUGGCAAGUUUGUCGGUUUCUGGGCGGUGCUCAUCCAGGCUGGUUUCUCUUACCAGGGUACCGAGCUUGUUGGUGUCGCUGCUGGUGAGACUGAGAAUCCUCAGAAGACCGUCCCGUCUGCCAUCCGCAAGACAUUCAUUCGGAUUCUUGUUUUCUUCGUCUUGACCAUUUUCUUCAUUGGCCUGUUGGUUCCUUAUGACAACCCCAACCUGGCUAGCGGCGCCAGCAACGCUUCCGCCUCUCCUAUGGUCAUCGCCGCCAACCUGGCCGGUGUCAAGGUCCUUCCCAGUCUGAUCAAUGCCGUCCUGUUGACCGUCGUCUUGUCUGCCGCCAACUCCAACGUCUACAGUGGUAGCCGAGUCCUGCUGGGCUUGGCUCAAGAAGGCUUUGCGCCGCCAUGCUUCGGCUGGGUCACGCAGCGUGGUGUGCCGUAUGUCAGCGUGGCUUUCACCGCCCUCUUUGGUCUUCUGGGAUUCAUGAACGUGUCCAGCUCCGGAACCACUGUGUUCAACUGGCUGGUCAACAUUUCCAGUGUGGCUGGUUUCAUUUGCUGGACGUCCAUUAACGCCAGCCACAUCGCCUUUAUGAAGGCAAUGAGUGCCCGUGAUAUUUCCCGCCAGACCCUCCCCUACAAGUCCUGGGGCCAGCCCUACUUGGCGUGGUAUGGACUGUUCUUCAACAUCCUGAUUAUCUUCACUCAGGGCUUCACCGCCUGGAUUCCUCACUUCAAUGUCUCCGACUUCUGGGUUGCCUACGUCUGCCCGAUCCUCUUCAUUGUGUUGUAUCUUGCGCACAAGGCCUGGUAUCGCACCUCGUUUGUCCGCCCUCUCGAGGCGGACCUGGACACGGGUAGACCGCAGUUCACCCACUGGGAGACCUCGGACCCCAAGGAUGGGUGGGGUCGAAGACUGUGGGACAGCAUCAUGGGCUAGUUCAUGCGUCUUAUGAUGAGUAGCAUUUGACAAGCACGCAGGAUAACGAGCGUCUGCAGCAUCGAAAUUAUCAGCAGGGUAAUUGGCACUGUCAGAUGCGUCGAGUUGUAGCAGUUUCUUGUAUAUAUUAUUGGUCGGGCAGCGUUAUGCUGUAUUAGCAUUGGUUUUGAAUUUGUACCAUCGACUUUGC